UGUCUGAAGUUUCGCUGUCACCGCCGCGUGUUACAUUGGAACAACAGUUGUUCCUCUGCUAGAAUAUGAAUGAAAAAAGCAUCGAAGAAGGCAGUAGCUUAAACAAUCAAGUUUUUAAAGACGCUGAAAAUCAAAUUAAAGAGGUCUGUGAGGUAUUGCAAAGAGAAGCAACAAGACUUCGACAGGAGCAAGAAGCAAUCGACGCCAUGUCGAAGAAAAUAGACCACGUCCACCUUUCUUCGACGAUUAACCUCAAUGUUGGCGGCCGCCGUUUCACGACAAGUCUUCAGACGUUGACUAAAGAUCCAGACUCGAUGUUAGCUGCCAUGUUCUCCGGGAAGUUCGAGGUGAAACCUUCCGAAGACGGAGCUUUCUUUAUCGACCGAGAUGGGGAACACUUCCGGUUUAUACUCAACUAUCUCCGCGAUGGAGAGCUGAUUAUACCAGAGGAUGCUAAAUUUCUCAAGGAACUCGAAGCCGAGGCAAAAUUCUACCAGAUCCAAGGGUUACUGGAGGAGCUGAAGUAUAAAGGGCUGAAAUGUUUUGAAGAGUCAGUGAUACUGACGAAUGUAAGGCACCGAAGCACGCUUAACGGUUGGUUGCCUCAACCCGGUAAAUGGCAACUUCUUUUUCGAGGUUUUCGAGAUGGUUUCACAGCUCAAGCCUUUCAUUCCAAAUGUGAUAACAAAGGACCCACAGUUACCAUUGUAAGAAGUGGA
Molecule: messenger RNA, 719 nt
Organism: Stylophora pistillata
Lineage: Eukaryota; Metazoa; Cnidaria; Anthozoa; Scleractinia; Pocilloporidae
Product: BTB/POZ domain-containing protein KCTD21-like
Source: RefSeq, a predicted model, not a curated record